Molecule: messenger RNA, 1101 nt
Organism: Closterium sp. Yama58-4
Lineage: Eukaryota; Viridiplantae; Streptophyta; Zygnematophyceae; Desmidiales; Closteriaceae
Source: the annotation of a GenBank genome assembly
AUGUCAAUCCCGCCCCGCUCUUCGCGCCCGCACGCGCACAUCCAGUUCCUCUCGCGCGCGCUGCUGCUGCUUCCUUUCGCCGCCGUGUCACAUCUCUCCGCGCUGCGCUCCAUUCCUCCCCACCCCUCCCACAGCCUUUCCUCGAUUCCGCGACCGCGCGGCUGUUACUCGCACCUGUCUUCUCCCGCGCCUUAUAUCGCGUACGCCGCCAUGACUGCGCGAUCAAGGCUCGGCGCGCUGUACCGCCCGCUACUAGCUAGCGCGACGCCUCGUCUGCUGCCCACGAGUGCCACCGCCCCACCCGCUUUAAGCGGUGCUGUGGUAGGAACAGUUACCGAAUCUACGUGUAACGGGCGAGCUCAUAGCGGGGAUGGCGGCGCAAUCUCUUUCCAACCUGCGGCGGCGCGCCCGCACCAAUCCUAUGAGUCCCACCACCACCGUCACCACCAUCCCCAGCACUCCCACCAGCAGCAGCAGCAGCACUACCAGCAGCAGCAACAGCGAAGGGGUCUGGCGGCCGUGCCAUCAAGAAUCAAUCUAGCAGCAGCGCCGUCCGCGGUUGCGGGGGUAGCCGCGCCUUCCGCCGUUGCGCGGGCAGCGGAGCCGUCGAAUUUCAACAUGCUGGAAGGCGCGGCGGAGAGCAUCGGGUGGCGAAGGGGUUUUGCGAGCACGCCGUCGGGCAUUGCGCGGGCAGCGGCAGCGGAGCCGUCUAACUUCAACGUGCUGGAAGGCGCAGCGGAGAGCAGCGGACGCGUGUUCAUCACCGCGUACGACGAUAAGGGCUUCACGGUGGGCGGCAGGGACCUGGAUUCGUCCAUUCUCUGUGUGGGUGACGUGGCACUCUGCUGGUCGCCCUCCUGCCUCGCUGACGUCACAUCAGACAGCCUGGCUCUAUUUCAGCUCAUUCGCCCGCAACCAGAGCUGUUGCUACUGGGCACGGGGCAGCGCAUGCAGGCAGUGCCGGGGGAGUUGAGGAAGUUUGUGAGGGCGUGUGGCAUGAAGCUCGAAGUGCUCUCCACUCGCCAUGCCAUAGCGACGCUCAAUGUGCUCAACGAGGAGGGCAGAUCCGUUGCUGCCGCACUGCUGCUGCCCUCUGCCUGA